Molecule: messenger RNA, 660 nt
Organism: Periconia digitata
Lineage: Eukaryota; Fungi; Ascomycota; Dothideomycetes; Pleosporales; Periconiaceae
Source: the annotation of a GenBank genome assembly
UUUGGAAUGUUCCCUGCACCCAAAAAGAUUGUAAACUGAGGUGACAAAAAGUGGGCGGUGGUCAAUCAUGAACCAUGAAUCAUGAAUCAUGAAUAUGCAGGUCCCCUGAUUCUUGACCCCUCGAGGCAAUGCCUCUACGCUGAUGUAAAACAGGUUCAGUCUCACCGACAAAUAAACGAAAUUUACUAAAGCAAGAUUUAUCCAGUAUUCUGGAGCUCAUCACAUGGCGUAGAUUAUGGCGCUGUUGCUCAUCCUUCGAUAAGAAAUGACCGCAGCUUCGAUCUCGCGAGACAGCCUACUAAUCAUGCGAUCGAGAUUUCGACUGUGGAAGUAUAACGAUAAAUUUAGUACGGCUCAGAAUGAUUCCAUACUAACCUCUGGUACUUCAUCCAAGGUAGCGGGGGUUGGUUACCAAGAAGGCAAGUCUGACAUGAUUGAUGGUAAGAAUUACCACGGAAUGAACACAACCGAAAGUUAGUAGGUAAAGAAUUGGUCCCCGGAGUCUUUGAGUUCCUGCACAGUGUGGCAGUCAGAGACACACCGAUUUCUUCACAACCAUUUUGUUGGUGCAAGUGCACUAGGUUGAAUAGAAAGUGGAUACUUCCGGGUGAAUGCCCCGGUCAAUGGAGGCCGAUCGCUCUUUCCUGCGUCGCAGGUAAU